Molecule: messenger RNA, 2355 nt
Organism: Rosa chinensis
Lineage: Eukaryota; Viridiplantae; Streptophyta; Magnoliopsida; Rosales; Rosaceae
Product: DEAD-box ATP-dependent RNA helicase 52B
Exons: 10
Coding region: 77-811 (244 amino acids)
Cellular component (GO): nucleus
Molecular function (GO): RNA binding; RNA helicase activity; ATP binding
Source: RefSeq, a predicted model, not a curated record
GUGCUUGAACAACAACAUCAAGAGGUGUAGGUACGUGAAGCCAACGCCGGUUCAGCGCCACGCGAUUCCUAUAGCCAUGGCCGGCCGGGACUUGAUGGCUUGUGCUCAGAGCGGGUCCGGAAAGACGGCGGCUUUUUGCUUCCCCAUUAUCAGUGGUGUGUUGACCAAGUGUGUGGAGAGGUCUCAGAGUAAUGGUGGUGAUGGUUGGACUGUGUUUCCCAGAGCUCUCAUUUUGUCUCCGACGAGAGAGUUGACCAGUCAGAUAUUUGUGGAAGCUGGAAAGUUUGCUUAUCAGAGUGGAGCAAAAAUGGCUGUUGUUUAUGGUGGAGCGCCGAUGGGUCAGCAGCUUCGUGAUUUGGAGAGAGGUGUUGAUAUCCUAGUCGCCACUCCAGAGCGCUUAGUGGACAUGAUUGAAAGGUCACGAGUUUCACUCAAGAUGAUCAAAUACUUGGCACUAGAUGAGGCUGAUAGGAUGUUGGACAUGGGUUUUGAACCUCAAAGAAGGAAGAUAGUUCAAAGAAUGUCAGCCUCCCCCAGGUGCAAGAGUGCGAUGCACGAUAGGAACAAGAAGGCGAUGGAGUUAAUAGCCAAAGGGUGGAGUGCUUUGAAGGAAGUUGAUAGAGUCAUCGAUUACUGCAAGCUCAAUGAUCGCCGUCUCAUUCCUCUAUUAAGGGCAGCAAAGGAGAACUUUGAGUUGGCUCUAGAGACUGACAACUCAAAUACCCAUGCCAGGUAUUGGUUGUCCAGAUUGCAUUUGAAAUACAGUGUCCCAAGGGCAUGCAAAGCCAUGAGGAGCUGCCUUGUUAGUUGAAGCGGCAAAUAUGGGUGAUGCAGAUGCACAAUAUGAACUCGCUUGUCGUCUUAGAGUUGAGCUUGCUUGGGUGCUUUUUAGAAUGAGUAUGUCCAAUCGGAUCAGCAAGCUUUCCAUUAUCUGGAGAAGGCAGUUGACCAGGAUGGAAGCUUAAGCAGUCAUAUAUGCAUCCAAGGAUUCAACUUUUAGUUAUGUCGUUUUUAAGCUUUGGUCAGCUUGUGUGUCUUUAAGAAGGUGGAGGCAUCUUAGCUUGAAGCAUUUGGUUUUGGGACAGAAAUGAGGUAACAUAUAGAAUAUGAACUCGCUCGUCGUCUUAGAGUUGAGGUAUAAACUCUGAGCAAAUUGUAUCGUUGCUGCUCUUAUGAAGAAUUUGUACAUGAAAUAUGUUAGUUUUAUAGGUUUCAUUCCCGAUGUUUGAAUUUUGAUGACUGAUGUGAUAAAGUUGGGGAUUCUUGCUCAAUAUUCUUUUGGUUUCUGUUUGGGAUUUUCCAAUUGUUUUGUUGUAUAAUUUUUUCCUCUGAUAUUCUUUAUCUUUUCACUAUUAAUUAUGACCUUGCUUGGGUGCUUUUUAGAAUGAAUAUGUCCUGUCAGAUCAACAAGCUUUCCAUUAUCUGGGAAGGCAGUUGACCAGGUAGAUUUUCACAAUGUCGGGGCAAAUAAAAGUUCUUCCAGAAUCUAUUUCAAAGUCUAAUUGGAGCAUGGUAUUUUUUUAGUUGCAUCUAGGUACUCUUUACCUUCUGGGUGCUGUGUAUCUGACCAGAGACUGUGUCUAGAAAGAUGUUGCCUCCGAGUCUCUGACUUAUGGUGUUUCCAUAGGGCAUCAGAGAAGGGACAUGCUGGUGCCGCUAUAGCAUAUGGGUCUCUUCUUCUUCAAGGUGUUGAAGUCCCAGAAUCUGUGAUGAACUUGACUUCAAAAAGGGGUUCUUUAGCCAGAAAGGCAAGAAAGAAUGCAGAAAGCCUUGUAAGAGACCAGGCAGGAAUGGCAAGAGAGCGGUUUCAGAUUGCUGCAAAAGCAGGAUGUGAUCUUGGACUUAAAUGGUUGGAAAGACUUGACGAGGAAGAGAAGCAUCUAUUGACUGAAAAUGCAAUGGUAGAAAAUGCCCAAGGAGGAAAGAAGGUGUGUUAAUCGUUCAAUUUACCGACCAGACACAGUUGUGGAGUUACCCUUGCGUGCCUUAGCUGAUUGGGGUCCAUGUAUACGUGGUACAAUCCAACAAGAGAAUUCCACUCCUGCUCUACUGACAAUGAAGCUUGAAUGUCCUCAAUUGUUGGAUAGUAGUUGUCAUGAAUAUAAUCGUUAAUAGUGAAUUUUGUAUAUAUACCGGCAUGUUGUACACUUAGGAAUAGCCAAAUGCUAGCACAAGUACUAGUUAUUUUAGGCAGCAAUGUGAGUACUUUUCUUUUUGCUUGAUUUCAAAUGCGAUGGUUUUUUCUGAACUGUAAACGAAGUUCCCGAUUUUAACUUGUUAGUUGUAUUUCCCCAUUCAGUGACCCUUGUAUCUGAUUGAAUUCUGAGAAUCAAUACUUUCAAGUCUGAGUUGAUC